Podarcis lilfordi (Lilford's wall lizard) is the source of this 8776-nucleotide messenger RNA. The record is from the annotation of a GenBank genome assembly. Lineage: Eukaryota; Metazoa; Chordata; Lepidosauria; Squamata; Lacertidae.
UUUCACAUCAUUCAUGGCUCCCCAAGCCCUGAAAGGGGCAGUAGCAUCUCAGAGCCAGAGAAAGCAGCCACCUAUUUCUCAUAUAUCUUGCCUGUCUGCUACAAACCCUGUUGCUGAAGCUCUUAGAAAACCACCUGAGUGAAUAUGAAAGCCUUGGAGAAGAAGAAACAAUGUCCAAAGGUACCUCAUCUUCUUAAGAAACCAGGAGUUGGCAUCAUUUACUCAAGGCUCAAAGUGAGGGGUGAAGUGGGGGCGACAGAAAUGCUGGAAAAUGGCCUGUUGAUUUUUUUUAAAAAACCCAGAAAGUAGUGGAAUUUUCUGGUACAUUACAAAAAAUGUUAUGAGAAUCUAUUCGUCCCUGGCAGGUAGCCUUUCAUACUGAUCCAAGUGCUACAUAUUUGUAAGCAGCUAUAGAUCCCACAGAGGAUAAAGCAGCAGUGAGUUCAAAAGCUUCUAAAGCCGUGGCUUUUAUUAAGAACAUCAAAAGAGCCUGGCUGGAUCAAACCAUAGACCUAUCUAUCCCAGCCUCUUGUUCCCUACAGUGGCUAUCCAGAUGCCUGUUUACUUAUUCAUUUACUUAAGCAUUCGUAUGCUACUCUUGAGCCACAGAGGCUCCUGCAGUGGCUUACAUGCUAAUCGAUAAAAACAAGACACCCCCUGCCUGCAGUGUUAUGUAUAUAAAUUAAAUUUUGAUGAUAUGCAAAGUAACAGAGUAGCUUACAGCUAGGAAGCUAAAUAACUCUUCUAGGUGAGCGAUAGCCUUUCUGUAAAGACUAUACAAUGUCCAGACUAUUUAUAUUCAAAAAAGCUUUAUUUUCAUAAACAUAUAACUGAGAUGAAUAUAUUUACAAUCUCACGCUUAUUCAAACAUGGGUACGUUCUCACUUGAAUUGUAGUCUUCCUUAGACCUAUAAACAAAACUGCAUUGAAACUUGCACCUCACUCAGGCCUUACAGUUUCUUAUGAAAGGUUUUGCUUUCACCUCAGCAGUAUCCUCUUUGUUCCUUACAGAGAGCUCCUGCGCAGAUUUAGAGUUCUCCCUCUGUCUGUUUCACUUCAGACAGAUCACACUGACACAACACUUUCCUCAGCAGUAUCCUGAGAAGGCUCUCUCAGCAGCCAUUCUCCUUUCUCACGCACAGAGAACAUAGAGCAAUUAAAAACAACAGUUACUGGAAUAACAAUCACAUUAAACAGGACUGUUUCUCAAGAAGUUGUAGGAUUCUUCUUCUUCUUCAGGGGAACUAUCAUUAAAAGAAUGAUUAAACGUUAAUAGAUAGACAGACAGACAGAUAGAUAAAUGAGAUCUGUUAAAAACAUACAGACAAUCACAAUGAAAGCAAAGUAGAUUAUUGAAGUGGUUCCCACACACUUCCCUGCUGCAUAAACAACUUGAAAAUUGCUGAAGGUCUUUGGUGGACCACUUAAUAAUUUAUACAGGCCUGUUGCAGCAAUUCUAAUGUUCUGUGCUAGAUGCCGUAUGACUAACGUCAUAUGUGUUGUUUAGUCGUUCUAGUCGUGUCCGACUCUUUGUGACCACAUGGCUUUAAACACCAGUGCUGGGAGCACGCUAGAGGCUGAGAAGGUGAUAAUAUUUACACAGUCUUUAUGCAGUUCAGAUUGCAUGGAGAGAGGCAGUGGGACAUGAACACUAGCCCUACCCCUGCUGUUUAUGUCCCCCACUGGGCCUACUUCCAUGCUAUCCAGCCACCCUUAGUGGUGGGGAACCUUCAGCAUACAAGCCUAAUUAUUUAAUUAUUUGUUAAUUAGACCACACAUUCACCAGGCUUUCCCCCUUCAGGCCUUCCAUGUCAGAGAGGGGCUAACUCACAUGACACACACCCCGCCAAUGAUCUCAUAUCCUCCAACAUUUCUCAGAUGAAAAUAGGGACGUCUCAUUCCAUAAUGAUAAUGUUACUAUUUAUACCCCACACAUUUUAAAGGGUUGUCCCAUCCACUUUGGGCAGCUUCCAGCAUAUAUAAAAACAUAAUAAAACAUUAAACAUUUAAAAAAACACCCCUACCCUAUAAAGGAUUGCCUUCAGACAGCUUGAGGGUUGGAUAACUCCAUACCCUCCAACAUUUCUCCAAUGAAAAUAGGGACGUCCUAAGGAAAAGUGGGACAUUCCGGGAUCAAAUCAGAAACCAGGACGGCUUCUCUAAAUCAGGGAUGUCCUUAGAAUAUAGGGGCACUUGGAGGAUCUGUGAUCUGAAUCACAUGGUGGAGACUCAUGCGUAGUUCUAAGGCACUCAGCAGGCCCAUGUAUAUGAUCUUGCCCUUUGGCCAUCUUUGUUUUCUCAUAUGUAUCUUUUUUUUUUUUUUGCAGUCUCUCCAUCCCUAAAUAAUAAUGGCUCUAGACAUGAUUUAACAGUUAUAUAAAUAGGCUGCUCCUUCUGAGCGACUCAUGCGUUCUGUGUAAUAUUUGCUUCUUGCUCUUUAUAACCAAGUUAUAAAAACACUGCAAUUCAAAGGGUAGGCUCUGUUAGUGGCUUUGACGUGGCUGACUCAGUAGUCUAAUUCAUGCAGUCUCCUCCGCAAGUUGAGCUGGUUCCCCACUUCAGGCAUUUCACAAGGAUGGCAGUGAGUACACAGCAGAGGGCAUGGGGCCAGUUUUUGUGGUACCCCUCUCCCCCCCCAAAAAAUCCCACAAUAGUAGGGUGCAAGCAGAGGCCUGUUACACACUGUCUAGCUUAUUCACCCACCACAGUAGUCAAUACGACAUUAUAGCAUUAUUUUUAAAACUGCCACCCGGCCCAAUUUUAGAUCAAUUGGACUUUAUCCUAAGGGUAUAGUUCAACCACUUGCAUUUAAUUCCUCUUGAUGCAGCAGACAAAGUUCCACAAACGAAGUGCGUUGAGGACAAGACGUCGUUUGUUGUCCCCAUAACUUUGCUCUGUCUUUCUCAGAUCAUUGAUGUGGAGAGUGGAGCAUCUCAGACAAGCAAUUUGGUACACGUAAGGAGCCACCUAAGGAGGGUAAGAUGCCAUUUUGUUUGCCUGUUGCAAGGUUUAAAGCCUAAAGUUAGCUACCAUCAUUUGGGGAGAUGCAACUUCCUUGUCAAAAGCCCCACCAUGUCUACCAGUUUAAAGACUGGUGCAAUAUUUUUUUGUCAGGGAUGGAAUGCUAACCCAAGAAGAAAGUAGCACACACCCAACCCCAACACAGAGAUGAUCUGAGGCAACCAACAUAUUAUAUCAACAUGUAGCUCCACAGUGGACCCAGCCUUAAGGAACUAGGCCAAAAGCAAACAUAAAAUUAAAUCUAAAAACCUUAGGCAUUUUGGAGCCUGCUGGAAUGUGUGUAUAAUAUCGUAUCGAAACAAAAUGUUAAAAAUGAAUUUUUAUUUUUAAAAAUAUUUCUGUCUUUUUCCUGUUGACCUCACACAAGUAAACAGUUAACUACAUUAGUCUCAAGAUAAUACUAAUAAUGAAGCAGGCUGGGCUCACUCUAUGGCAACUUCUUCAGAUGUUGUGUGCUCUCUAUAUUUUCUGUACCUGCACAGAUAAUAAAGAAACUGGUUCUCCUCAAAAUGCUCAAGAGUCCAAACCGCAGAAUCGAGUGGCUUUGUGAAUUAGCGCACAAGUACAGGAAGAUGUUAGCGAUUGGGAGUGCUCUGGCUUCAGGUGCUUCCUGCUCUGGGUAAGUGACCAUAGAUAGGGAUCUGUGUGCAUACGUGUGUUUAUUUUGCUAGAAUAUAACAAACAGGGCCCUCUGAAAGUGUGCGUGUGACUAUAUGAUCAUAGAAUCAUAGAACUGGAAGGGAUCUGUUAUGGCUUGGUCUCUCCCACAAACGUGAGAUGACUCUGCCUGUUAAUUAUUUCAGAUAUAUUGCUGAAACAACAAACUAGGAUGGAGCUCCUCUACUCAUCGUCCUCCCCAGAAGAUGGAGUUGCCCGGACUGAGCUCCUCCCCCUUCCCCAGCACGAAAGCCCCCACCUUCUCUUCUGGUAUCUUUAGAGCUUCUUUAGAGCUCUUUAGAUUCUUUAUGUUAAGUUGUGGGUGAACAUAUCAGACGACACAGCGAUUCUUCAAAACAGCUCUUGUUUAUUCACUGGCCAGAACAGAACUGAACUGAAGGGUUCAGCCAGCCUGCUUAUAUAGAGCUCCCCUACAACGCUACUGUAGCAACUUUCUGUAACUAGCCAAUCACUGAACGUCACUUUCAAUCCCCUAUUUGCAUAUGUGGACCUGAGUGGAAACUAUCUACAGUAUCCCCCUGCUGGCCCAGGGUGAGAACUUCAGUACAAAACACUUUAGAUCGUUAGAGCACUUUUGAGAUCCUACGAGAUUUGGGAGAGAAUGUUUUCUGCAUUCCAAUGUCUGACUCACUACUGGAGCUCUCACGCAGCAGCCUGUCACUCUGGCCCUGUCUUUCACCUCCCCUUUGUUCAGAGCUCAGGUUACAGCUGCUCUCCCCCUCCUUUCUGCCUUCUGCUUUUAACUGUUCUCUCUCUAUGCCUGCUUCUUCUUCUCCUGUCAGCAUCUGAGCUUUGCUGACAGGAUCCCAAGGGUCAUCCAGUCCAAUCCCCUGCAAUGCAAGAAUCUCAUCUAAAGCAUCCAUAACAGAUGGCCAUCGAACCUCUGCUUAAAAAUCUCCAAGGAAGGAGAAUCCAUCACCUCCAAAAGGAGUUCAUUCCACUGUCAAACAGCUCUUACGGUCAGAAAGUUUUUCCUGGUGUUGAGCUGGAAUCUCUUUUCUUCUAACUUGAAUCCAUUGGCUCUGGAGCAGGAGAAAACAAGGUUGCUCCAUCUUCCAUAUGACAGCCAUUUUUAUAUUGGAAGGUGGCUACGAUAUCUCCUCUCAGUCUCCUCUUUUCCAGCUCCUUCAGCCAUUUCUCAUAAGGCUUGGUUUGCAGAACCUUGAUAAUCUUGGUUGCCCUUCUCUGCACACGUUCCAGCUUGUCAACAUCCAUCUUAAAUUGUGGUCCCCCAGUUGGACAAAGUAUUCAAGGUGUGGUCUGACAAAGGCAGAACAGAGCGGUACUAUUACUUCCCUCACAAGGAGAAGGGGACGACAGAGGAUGAGAUGGUUGGACAGUGUUGUCAAAGCUACCAGCAUGAGUUUGACCAAACUGUGGGAGGCAGUGGAAGACAGGAGUGCCUGGCGUGCUCUGGUCCAUGGGGUCACGAAGAGUCGGACACGACUAAACGACUAAACAACAACAUUACUUCCCUUGAUAUGGACACUAUACUUCUGUUGAUGCAGCCUAGAAUAACAUUAGCUUUUUUUGCUGCUGCAUCACACUGUUGACUGACGUUAGGCUUGUGAUCUACUAAGACCCCUAGAUCAUUUUCACAUGUACUACAAGCAAGCCAGGUGUCCCCCAUCUUAUAUUUGUGCAGCUAGUUAUUCCUGCCUAAGUGCAGAACCUUACAUUUGUCUCUGUUGAAAUUCAUGUUGUUAGUUUUGGCCCCCUUCUCCAAUCUGUCAAGGUAAUCUUCUGCAGCAUUAGCUACCCCUCUCAGUUUGGUGUCAUCUGUAAAUUUGAUGAUCAUCCCCUUGAUUUACCUGAUAUUGGGAUAUGGGGAUAAUUCAGUGUUGGGGAAAAUUGGGUUCCAAAUUCCUCUCAGGGUCACAGAUUAUUUGUUUUGAUGUUUUUGGUUAGUUGGAUCAACUGCCACUUUCUGCAGCUCCCCUCUUCCUUGCCCACUACUUCCCAAGUGCUUUCAUUUAUUUUUUAUUUCCAGUGUGCCCUGAAAAGAAAAACUCUUCUUUUCUUUUCAUCCCUCAGGUUUGUACAAAACUAGAAAACAGCACAAGCAAAUUUACCAUUGCCUAUCUGAAUGCAUUUCCACUCUUCUUGGGCAGGGAAUUUUUUAAAAAACCAAACCAAACAGAACAAGGGGCACAUGGGCCCUGUGAGUAUUUCACUGGCAUGACAGAAUCAACAAACUAUAAGGCAGGGACAAACACAAAGGGGAAUGCCUCCUGGUAUGAAUGGGAAAGGCCAAAAUUGCUCCUCAUGUACAAAUUUAAAAUAGUUUAAAUAUUAAACUAUUCAUUUAAUUCUAAAGGGAGGGGGAGUGGAUGAAGAGCUACAUAAUGCUCAGAUGUGGGUGAGCCCUAAAUUACAGUCAUACCUUGGUUUUCAAACAGAAUGCGUUCUGGAAGUCCGUUCGACUUCCAAAAUGUUCGGAAACCAAUGCGCAGCUUCCGAUUGGCAGCAGGAGCGUCCUGCAGCCAAUCGGAAGCCACAGAAGCUGCAUCGGAUGUUCGGCUUCUGAGACAAAGUUUGCAAACCAGAACACCUACUUCUGGGUUUGCAGCUUUUCAGUUCCACGUUGUUUGUGAACUAAGCUGUUCAAAAACCAAGGUAUGACUGUAUAUGGAAGAAAAAACUAAAACAAUGAAAAUCCAUAACAAUGCUUCCACCCCGCUCAUGUGACAGGGUGUGCACCCCCUCUGAGGAACCUCCAGCCCCUAAUGUCAGCGUGAUUGAUGAGCCUGCCAUGGAAGUUGAGGAAGUUGCUAUAAUAGACAAGGUAGAUGAGCCUAAAUCGUCAACUGAGGCAACAUCCCCAGAGGCAGCUUCUUCAGAAUUGUAUGAGGCGCUCUCCUUGAAAGGCCUGCCCCACCGGAUUCACAUGCCUGCGCGCAGAGUGCUCUGUAGACCAUCGAAUUUGAGAUGGGUCAAACCGUGCUGCACACGAUCAUGUAGCGAGACUCUGGAGCAUGUCGUCACCAUCCCUUAUUCAGAAUGUCAGAAGCGGCAUCCAGUAAGCAAUCAAAACUGCAAUUGUUUUUGCCAGGGAGGUGGGCAGAGAUGAAAUUUGUGGGGGUUUGCCUCUGGGUCGAUUGAGUGUAUGCAAUCGGGUCUCUCCUAAAUACCAGAUCUAAACCCAGAUCUAGUCCUGCUUUGGCCUGAAGAGAUCUGCUGCAUGGAUCCAGAAACUGUAGGCAGAAGUUUAGGCAAGUGGGUUUAAUUCAACACAGAAUUUUAGGCUGAUUAACAGCAGUUAGCCAGUGCUGUAGUGGUAAAUUUUGAAGAGUGGGAGAAGCCUUCAUUGCCAUGGAGGUAGCUGUGCUAUCUAUUAUUGUUAGAAGCUUCAGUUCCGUUCAUAGUUUCCUGGGAACUCCAUUGAGCUCAGUGGAGCUUACUUCUGACUGCACAGGCUUAUCCUAUGUGAGCUUUAACAAAGUAUCUUCAGUCAGCUUAAAUGCAACUUUUAGCCUUUAAUUAAAUAUCAAAACAAUCUUGCAAAGAAGCAUUACUGUUUAAACUGCUGGCCUGAAGUAGAAAUCUCAUCAAAGAAAAGGAGAUAAGUAUCUAGCCUUUGCUUCAUAAUUUCCCUCAUCCUCUGACUUUCACUGUGCUAAACUGUCACAAACUUGCAAGGUUCAGCAUCACCUCAUUCAGUGUCCAGAGCAAGGCGAAUCUGCCCAUUAACCGAGUGCUCUGGCAGAUGAUGAUAGAGCAGGAGUAAGCGGGGGCGCGGGGGGGGGGGCAGAAUACCAGCUCACAAUCCCCUCUCCUCCACUACUCUUGAUAAAUCAGGUUCAGGAAAGUUUAGGUCACAAGCCCCGGCAAGAAAUCCACUAGCUGUCUCCCUGAGCUGUGAGUUUGUUCUCAUUUCCAGUAAACAGAUUUCUGAAAUGACAUUGGCAAUAGGAAGCAAAAUUUUUCUUGCACACACCGUCUAAGGGAGCCCAAACUGCACUUUAGACUUUCCACAAUUUAUUUAUUCCUGCAAUUUAUUUAGCAUGGGAUAAAUGGAAAGGCUUGGGUGGAUUGCCUUGCUGCAAGGUGGUAACUUGAUAAUUAGGGCAUUUUGUAGGCCAAGCAGGGUGGAAUGAGCAUCUGGCAAGGCCUAGGAAAAAGGUUUAAAGGUAAAGGUAAAGGUACCCCUGACAGUUAAGUCCAGUCACAGACGACUCUGGGGUUGCGCGCUCAUCUCGCUCUAUAGGCCGAGGGAGCCGGCGUUUGUCCGCAGACAGUUUCCGGGUCAUGUGGCCAGCAUGACUAAGCCGCUUCUGGCGAACCAGAGCAGCGUACGGAAAUGCCGUUUACCUUCCCGCCAGAGUGGUACCUAUUUAUCUACUUGCACUUGAUGUGCUUUUGAACUGCUAGGUGGGCAGGAGUUGGGACCGAACAACAGGAGCUCACCCCCGUCGUGGGGAUUCAAACUGCUGACCUUCCGAUCGGCAAGCCCUAGGCUCUGUGGUUUAGACCACAGCAACACCCUAGGAAGCGGGUUUAGUCUAUUUUAAUUUCCAAAGUGGAACAGAAGAUCCCAAGGGGCCAAAACCUCUUAAGCAGCAGUAGUAAUAAAUAGUAAUAAUAACAAUAACCACACAGAAGUAAUAGUAGUAUUUCGGAAUACUAAAUUGGGAGUUCUUACAUUUGAAAAUCCUUGAUGCAUCUUGUCUUUUAAGAGCCGGGACUGACUGGAAUGAUUCUCAUUUCAGAGGUUCUGAAGAUAGUGAGAGGAGCCUGGAAGACAUAGAUCUAUUGCGUGUUGAUUCAUAUUCCUGCAAUAAAGGGGAUAUUGAGCAUCCUUCAAACACAAAACUUGUCUCUGGCUUGAAAUAAACAUGUGUGUGAGUGUAUGUGCCAGAAGCAGGGAGAAGCAACGAGGAAAGGAAGCAGAUGCAUUUCAUUUGCAAACAUGAAAACUACAGAUUGACAACUUUCCCCAUCUCAUGGAGAAAUAUAGCAAUACAGCUGCUACAGAUCUAGUUGGAACAACAGUUGCCCAUGGUUGCUCCUGGGGAGACUUCCGUAUACAGAAGAAAUUGCCUUUUUUAGUUCACAAUAAACCUCCAUCUGCUACAGA